ACACAGUCCACAUUUUUAGUGAAGAAACUCUGAAAUCAGACAACCAGCAUUUGUGCUCAAUUGAGGAAUCUGUAUCGAAUGGAUUACAUUUUCUUCUCACAAUUCAUUUAAUUAAUGGGCUGUCGGGUGCUGGCUCAUUUGUGAUCUCACACUAUAAUGCCUCUGCACAGUUUGUAUUUAUUUUAAACCACUGGUGUGCACUACUACAAAACACACUUCAAAUGAACAGACUUCAACAUAUCAGGUGUCAUAUGCUAGCAUAUAAGAAUAUGAACAUAGCCACUACUCUGUCUAGCCCUCUCACAACUCAUGUGCUAAAUACAGCCAAAGGAGUUCCUGGAGCCAACAUGACCAUUAGCCUUCAUCGCCUAAACCCCAUUUCAUCAGAGUGGUACUUACUCACAACAGGGAUAACUAAUGAUGAUGGACGGUGUCCUGGGUUAAUCACAAAAGAAAGUUUUAUUGCUGGUGUGUAUAAAAUCCGUUUUGAGACUGGAAAAUACUGGGAUGCCUUGGGGGAGACAUGCUUCUAUCCAUAUGUUGAGGUCAUCUUCACCAUUAGUGAUCCUUCACAGAAGUACCAUGUUCCUCUGCUUCUGAGCCGUUUCUCUUUUAGUACAUAUAAAGGAAGUUAGAUGUAAUGUUCAUGAAUCUUUCAGUGCCCGUGCAAUGAUAAAAUAAUGAAGUAUGUUUUCUCUACUGUUUUAAUACUUCAUAAUAGUGUUCAGUUUUUGUUGAAAAUUAGUUAAUCGUUUACUAAAUGUUAAUACACAUUUGUAUAUGAUUAAAAUGUGUUAGUUACAAAUUUGUUAUCAUCUACAAAAGGUUUUGUAGAUCUUGAAAUCAUCACAAACUAAUCAUUAAAUACAUAAUUAGUAGAUAUAUUAUGAGUCACUCACUUAACUAAACAUGGUAUCUUGAUACACAUUGCUCGAUCAUGAACAAAUAACAACCAAAUCUCUAUAAUAAGUAGCCUAUUGAAUUUGUUGAUUCUAAUUUUUAUCAUUGAGUACACUGUAACAAAAUGUUGUAAAACUAGCAAAUAAUGUUUUCCAUUAAAACAGUACAGUGUAUCCUGAGCACCUGUGUCCUAUACUAUAAAUAUAUUAACAGUGAUAUACUCUGUAUACACAUGCAGUGGUGUUAAUUCUGUGUCCAGACUGCCCACCUUCCCUAACUUACUAUUUCCUAUUAUAACUUUAACAACUUUUAAUUACCAUUGUAAAAUUGAAGGAAGUUGACCAAUCAGAAGAAAGAAGAGGAAGAAAAAGAGGAUGUGGCAUAUGAACCAGAAGGGGUGAGAAGAAAAGGAAGCAGUAAAGAAAAGAAGAGAGGACCAUCACCAGUACAGUCAGACUUAAGUCAUCUGUGUGUGGAACUAGCACAUUUACAAUCAGCUAGAGAACAAAUGCAUGCUGUGUUUUGGAUUGAUGCAGUCGACUGAGGUCGAUUUUUUUAAUAUAUAUAUAUAUAUAUAU
This is a messenger RNA of Carassius auratus (goldfish), 1478 nucleotides long. It is a transcript of the gene uraha, whose product is annotated as urate (5-hydroxyiso-) hydrolase a. Gene Ontology annotation, biological process: purine nucleobase metabolic process. Gene Ontology annotation, molecular function: hydroxyisourate hydrolase activity. NCBI's taxonomy places the organism in Eukaryota, Metazoa, Chordata, Actinopteri, Cypriniformes, Cyprinidae. The transcript is spliced from 4 exons. The coding region runs from base 222 to 635 and encodes 137 amino acids. The record is from RefSeq and is a predicted model, not a curated record.